GCGGGGCGCUCCGGGCUGGCAGAGCUGGCGGCGGCGCGGAGCUCGCAGUGUGGCCCGCCCUUCCCAGGCCUGUGCCCGCCGUGCCCGUGGUGCCAUGGCCGCGGCCGCCCUCCCGCCCCGUCCGCUGGCCCUGCUCCUGCUGCCGCUGCUGCUGCUGCUGCGCGUCGGCCCCGUGCGCGCUGACAGUAAGGUGUUCGGGGACACGGACCAGGUGCGGAUGACCUCCGAGGGCUCCGACUGCCGUUGCAAGUGCAUCAUGCGGCCGCUGAGCAAGGACGCCUGCAGCCGAGUGCGCAGCGGGCGGGCACGGGUGGAGGACUUCUACACGGUGGAGACAGUGAGCUCGGGGGCCGACUGCCGCUGCUCCUGCACCGCGCCGCCCUCCUCGCUCAACCCCUGUGAGAACGAAUGGAAGAUGGAGAAACUCAAAAAGCAGGCGCCGGAGCUCCUUAAGCUGCAGUCCAUGGUGGAUCUCCUGGAGGGCACCCUGUACAGCAUGGACCUGAUGAAAGUGCACGCCUACGUCCACAAGGUGGCCGCCCAGAUGAACACGCUGGAAGAGAGCAUCAAGGCCAACCUGAGCCGGGAGAAUGAGGUGGUGAAGGAGAGCAUGCGCCACCUCAGCGAGCAGCUGAGGCACUACGAGAACCACUCGGCCAUCAUGAUGAGCAUCAAGAAGGAGCUGUCCAGUCUGGGCCUCCAGCUGCUGCAGAAGGAUGCGGCGGCUCCUGCUGCAGCCGCAGCCACUGGCCCUGGUAGCAAGGCUCAGGACACGGCUGGAGGGAAAGGCAAGGGCACCAGCAAAUAUGGCAUCGUGCAGAAGAGCUUCGUAGACAGGGGCCUCCCGAAACCUAAGGAGAAGCUGCUGAAGGCGGAGAAGCUGAGGAAGGACAGCAGCAAGAGCAGAGUCCUCCAGCCUACAGCCAAGCCCCGGGCCCUGGCCCAGCAGCAGGCUGUGAUCCGGGGCUUCACCUACUACAAGGCAGGCGGUCAGGAGGUGACUGAGGCGGUGGCUGACAACACCCUCAAGGGCACUUCCUGGCUGGAGCAAGUACCGCCCAAGGUGGAGGGCAGGCCACCCGAGCCCAACUCUGCGGAGCAGGAUGAGGCUGGGCCCAGGUCCUCAGAGGAAGAGGCCUUGGCCCCUGGUACCACCUCAGACCCUGUCUCCACCACCACCACCACCCCCCUGACUCCCACCACCAGUCCCCUGCCCACCGAGCCACCUUCACGCCCAGAAGUCCCCAGCCCAGGCAGGGAGGCGAGCUGCGAGGGCACCCUCCGGGCCGUGGACCCCCCUGUGAGGCACCACAGCUACGGGCGCCACGAGGGGGCCUGGAUGAAGGACCCUGCUUCCCGGGACGACAGAAUCUACGUCACCAACUACUACUAUGGAAACAGCCUGGUGGAGUUCCGCAACCUGGAAAACUUCAAGCAAGGCCGCUGGAGUAACAUGUACAAGCUGCCCUACAACUGGAUUGGCACGGGCCACGUGGUGUACCAGGGCGCCUUCUACUACAACCGUGCCUUCACCAAGAACAUCAUCAAGUACGACCUGCGGCAGCGCUUCGUGGCCUCCUGGGCGCUGCUGCCCGACGUGGUGUACGAGGACACCACACCCUGGAAGUGGCGCGGUCACUCGGACAUCGACUUCGCUGUGGACGAGAGCGGCCUGUGGGUCAUCUACCCUGCCGUGGACGACCACGACGAGGCCCAGCCCGAGGUGAUCGUGCUGAGCCGCCUAGACCCGGGCGACCUCUCCACACACCGGGAGACCACGUGGAAGACACGGCUGCGGCGGAACUCCUACGGGAACUGCUUCCUGGUGUGCGGCAUCCUGUAUGCCGUGGACACGUACAACCAGCGCGAAGGCCAGGUGGCCUACGCCUUCGACACGCACACGGGGACUGACGCUCGCCCCCAGCUGCCCUUCCUCAACGAGCACGCCUACACCACCCAGAUCGACUACAACCCCAAGGAGCGGGUGCUCUACGCCUGGGACAACGGCCACCAGCUCACCUACACCCUCCACUUCGUGGUCUGAGCGGGGACCUGUGCUCACAGGAGGGGCAGCAGUGGGGAAGGGGCUCCCCACGGCAACUCCUGCAGCCCACCCAACCAGCGAAUAUUCACUGGGGCCAGCCCAGGCUCGGGCUAGGCACGAGGUGGUAACUGGGAUCCAGCUUCCUCUGCACCCAGUGGGUAGUACUCGCUUCCACCCGCAGAGCACUGUGCCCCGCGCUGUACAUGCACUUAGGACCCAUUUCAUCCUCCCGGCACUGCCCUUGGAGAGAGAGGUCGUGAGGCCCGUUCAACAGAUGAGGAAUCUGAGGCUCAGAGUGGCGGCAUCACUUGCCCAAUGGCUCAGCUGGGCUCUGGCAGGACAAGGAGACGUGUCCACGCUCUCCCCCUUCCAGCCCUCUCCCCUCUGCCACCUCCCCUUCUUCCCUCAACUCUGCCUCCCCUCCCAGGGCCACUCCAGACCAGAGGCCUCUGGGGCCAAUGUGCUAGUGUUGCACGGAGGCCCGGGCUCUGCCUGCCACCCAGGCCCCUGUCUGGCUCAGCUCCUGGUGGUCCUGGGCUUUGGGCCCCUUGGCCAAUGUCCCUGCUUCUUGCCUUUGGUCAGCGCCCCUAUCCCACCCCACCCGCCGUCCGGCCACAUUCCAAACCUCCACUGUCACCUAGCCACUGAGCAGAAACCACACCCGCAGAGAAAAUCCUGGCCCCUGUUCCAAGGCCCCUCCCUUCUGUCCUCAUUUUCAUUCUCUCUUAUUCUUUGUCAGUGCCAUCAUCUGUUUCUGCAGCAGCGGCCGAGAAGGCGGCAGGCAGCUGUCUGCCGGCAGCAGCUCCACCAGGGUGGGGAGCUGAGCCCAGCCUCCCUCUGCAUCAGAAGCACUGGCGUUGGCCACACACCCAGGCCUUGGGUCCUCUUGUUCUCUCCCAAAGCCUUUGGCCUGGGGUCCACCUUGUCCUCUCUCUCUGGGCCUUCAAACCCAUGGCCUAUACACACUCAGGGAUACCUCCAAGUCUGCCAUGAACAAGACCCCAGGCCGAGGCUGGGGUGGUACCAGGAUGGAGCAGGUUCCCUCUCCCUUGUUAGUCCUGACCUGGUCUUGUGGGGGGGGCUGGCCCAGCAGCCUUGGGGGCUGGGGAAGACAGAGAGCCUGAACGGUCCGGUCCAGGGAAGCAUUGAGCCUUCUGGUUUCAGGCAGGAGCCAGAGAGUGGAAGCAGGGAGGGGAAGACUGGGGGUCUGGGAAUAGGCUUUUCCUGGCUUCAGAGGUGUUGGGGCAGCCCAGGACCUGGGGGAGAGGAUCACAGGUGGGCCACCUCACCUGGGGCUGCUGAUAGCUCCCUGGAGCCUCAGACCCAGGCAGUCCCCAGAGGGCAAGAUUGUCCAUCCUGCCCCUGAUCUGCUUUGUAUGGUGUUUUUAGAGCUGGAAAGAAGUUCUCUAGUCCAUUUUUCCUGUUUCACCAAAGGGAAGAUAGAGCCAGAGAGGUUUAGAGGGUAGCCCAGAGUCACACUGGGAACAGGGCACAGCCGAUCUCCUUCCGGAGGGUUUUGUCUGCAUCCCUCGUUCUCCCCGCGUGGGAAGGCAGUACACUACCUGGCACCCAACCAUCCUACACUUGAGAAGCGCAUUUACUGCUGAUCCCUACACAGCCCUGCACCCUGCUGCCCUCCUCUUGCCCCCACGCCAGCUCCCGUGGUAGCUGUGUAUUGGAAUGCCCAGUUGCCAUGUUAGGAAAUUUGGCUGCACAGACAAGGGUGUGAGGAAAUGCAUUCUGUGCAGAAUACAUUUCUUUCAGGCAUUGUCAGGUGAUGGUGUUUUGUCGAAGCUGUAACUCACCCCUGAAAUAAAGGGGAAUGGCGACACCCAGGCCUGACUCAUAGUGGUGGACACAUCCAGCUUCCCCCAGCCGCCGACUGCCACGGGCUCCACGUGCAGACUCCUCAGGGGGCUGCGAGGCCUGGCGUUUCCCUUGGCCCUGGGUGUGGGUUUUACGAGAUCGUGUCUUUCAUGAUAUCAUAGCCCAACCAUGUGAGAAGAAAGAGAAGGCCCCUUUUCCGCACUAGUUGGAGAAAAGGGAAAGCUACAAUAGGCUGAUUUUUAAAAACUAAAGGACAAGCAGCACUGCAUUCUGGGGGAUGAUGCUGGCCAUGGCCCCCAAACAUUCACUAUGCCCUGUCUGUUUUCGGGCUCUUGUACGUGGGUAAUGUGGUAGGUACAGUUAUUUUCCUCAUUUUUACACAUGGUCACACUGGAGCCCAGAACAGUUAUGUCACUUCUCUCAUCAGCAGUUAAGUGGUGAGCCAGGUUUCAAAAUCAGGUAAUAAAUAAAACCAUCAGCAUUAACUGAGCACUGACGGUGUGCUAAGCAUGUCCCACGUGUGUCUUCUUGCACCUUCACAACAGUAGAAGAUAUGUAUCCUGAAUGUGCCCAUUUUACAGAUGAUGACACUGAGGAGAAGGGACCCACCCAGGCUCACGCAGCAGCUCAGUCUGUGGCAGGGUUGGGGUUCCAGGGCUGGUCGAUGCAUGUUCUUUGCCAACUGCCUGCCUCUCAGUGGCAGCUCUAGACUUGGUGGCCACUGUUUUUAUCCGGUGUGGCCAGGCCACAAACUGCAUCCACACAGAAGCCCCGAGAAGGCUGUUGGGGCCAGCUUGUACAAAGCCUAAAUGCCAAGCCUAGCAGUGGCUAACUCUAGUCAUUUUUAAAACAAAGUCGAGUGUAAAUUAAGAGAGAAAAGAAAAUUCUAAGACAGUUGGUUUUGUCCUGUUGGUGAUAAGAGGCAGGGCAGGUUUGUUGGGGAACUGGAGCCAGCUCUACAGGAAACCUGACCCCUCCGAACUUUGGGGGUUUUUACCUAUCUUGAGCUUUAUUACAUUUGGCAAACGGUACUUCAAACAAGGAAGGGCUGGGACUGAGGAGGGAGGGCCAGUGUUCCUCACCGACUGCGGCUGUGCAGGCAGAGGAAGCUGUCUCUGGUGUUUCUGGACAACAUGAUACGUGUAGGGGCUUUGGCUGCCACCUCUGAUUCCUCCCUAGAGAUUUCCAGUCCUUAAAUAUAAUCUGUGCUCUCUGGGGAGCAAAGGAGAGAGCUUCUGCCUUGGGAGCAACACUAACGGUGAGGCUGGGGGAUUUUCCUGGGAAUGAUUUGAGGGGCUUCUGCAAGCCCAUGUGUUCCAAAGCAUCUUGUCCUCUGUGACAGCAUUGGAAACCACUAUGGUGGCAGAGGGACAUGGUGCUGGAUGGCUGUCAGAGAGCCCUGGAUGGGAGUUAGAGAGCCCUGGGUUGGAAUCCAGCCCCACCUCUUGAUGCUACUGGCUUGGGCAAGUUCUUUUCCCUACAGGGUAGGACUUUAACCCCUUCAUUGCUGAAGACACAUAGCUCAGUGAGGACAAGGGCUGCAGAGGCCCAGGCAGCUCCCUUCCAAAGAUAGAGAUACCUUUAUGCACAUUACCACGAAUCCGCCCAGGAACCCCCAAGGUCGGCAUUAUUUUUCCCCAUUACAGGUGAUGAACCUCAAGUUCAGAGAGGUUAAGCAACCUGCUCAGGGUCACGUCUCUUAACAAGUAGCAGAGUCAAGAUUUGAACCAGGUUUGUUUUUAUACCAAAGCCCCAAACUAACUAUCGUUAGGAAUCUUGUAACCAGUGUUUUCUUCGUUGUUUUGGCCGCUGGGAAGCUCAGAGUCAAACUUUGAGAUCCUUUCUAACAACUAUACACAGUCUCCUACUGGACUUGCUUCAUCCUAGCUUUCUGUUUUUACCUUUACCCUGAUCUCUAUUUUUAUUCUAUUGUACUUUAUCUAUUUUUGUAAAGUUGCCAUGAUACCUUUUUUGCAACAAAGUGGGAUAUACCUAAAUAAAGACAUGAUCAAAAGUUUGA
Messenger RNA from Lemur catta (Ring-tailed lemur), 5891 nucleotides. RefSeq names its product olfactomedin like 2A (gene OLFML2A). Lineage: Eukaryota; Metazoa; Chordata; Mammalia; Primates; Lemuridae. The coding region runs from base 95 to 2044 and encodes 649 amino acids. The transcript is spliced from 8 exons. The record is from RefSeq and is a predicted model, not a curated record. Gene Ontology annotation, biological process: signal transduction.